Molecule: messenger RNA, 3967 nt
Organism: Engraulis encrasicolus (European anchovy)
Lineage: Eukaryota; Metazoa; Chordata; Actinopteri; Clupeiformes; Engraulidae
Product: protein kinase C and casein kinase substrate in neurons protein 2
Exons: 10
Coding region: 349-1545 (398 amino acids)
Biological process (GO): regulation of endocytosis; plasma membrane tubulation; cytoskeleton organization
Cellular component (GO): plasma membrane; endosome; cytoplasm
Molecular function (GO): protein binding; phospholipid binding
Source: RefSeq, a predicted model, not a curated record
AGGAGAGGAGAGGCGGGAGAGAGACAGAGAGGGAGCAAGAGAGAGAGGGAAAGGGAGAGGGAGAAGGAGAGAGAGAAAGAGAGAGAGAGAGAGAGAGAGAGAGAGAGAGAGAGAGAGAGGGAGAAAGCCACCUCACCAAACACUGAAGACGGGAGAGGGAGAGAGAGAGAAGAGGGGAAAAAGCGAAACCACGGAAAAGUGUAUGCAAGAGACAGAAAGAGGGAAGAGCCCGACCACAAGAGAAGGAAAAAAGGGAGAGGGCUCUGAACGCAGAGCAGAGGGUGAAGAGAAGAGACUUUAUAACACAGGGAGGACACUCAGAAGGGGAAACAACUUUGGGUGUCCAGCAUGUCCACCCCCCCGCCCCCGCCCCCGUCUGACAAUGGCCCCGUGGACGUCAACAGCACCAGCUUCUGGAUGCCGGGAAACUACCAUGGCACGGUGAAGCGCACGGAGAACUCUUUCCAGGCGUGCAACGACAUGGUGGCGUGUUUCCAGGAGAGGGCUCGUGUGGAGCGCCAGUACGCUCAGCAGCUGGCGGAGUGGAGCAAUAAGUGGAAGCCCCUAGUGGACGCUAGUCCGCUCUAUGGCUCCCUGUUGAAGGCAUGGCAAUGCUUCCUGUCGUCCGCCGAUCGCAUCGCGUCUUUACACUCCUCCAUCUGUCGCUCACUCGUUUCGGAGGACGGCGACCGCAUCCGCACCUGGCAGAAGGAUUCCUUCCGCAAGAAGAUGUUCGGGGGCUUCAAAGAGUCGCAGGACUUUGACACCGGCUUUGCACGUGCUCAGAAACCGUGGGCCAAGAAACUGAAAAAGCUGGACAAGGUCAAGGCGGCGUUCCACAAGGCCUGCCGCAAGGAACAGGUGGCCAAGGACCGCGAGACGCACGCCAACGGCAACCCCGACGUGGCCAUCGAGAAGCAGAGGAAGAUCACUGAGGAGUGGGAGGCCACCCACGCCGAGACCGAGAAGGUGCGUGCCAGGUAUGAGAAGGUGUUAGAGGAAGUGACACGCUACGCGCCGCGCUACAUGGAGGAGAUGGAGUGCAUCUUCGACCAAUCACAAGAGGAGGAGAGGAAGAGGAUCAGCUUCCUCAAGGAGGCCUUCCUCUCCAUACACACACACCUGGACGUCACCAACAAUGAGAGUGUGAAGGAGGUCUACAAUGAGCUGCAUGCCACUCUGAUGGGCAUCAAUGAGGUGGAGGACCUGCGCUGGUGGAAGAACACACACGGCCCCGGCAUGCCCACCGACUGGCCACACUUCCAGGAGUGGACGCCGGACACGAAGAGUAAAAAAGCCAGUAAGAGUAAGAAAGACACGGAUUCUCUGAAGGAACCUAUCGAUAUCGAAAGUGUGGUCAUGAUUGGAGGAGUGAGGGUGAGGGCUCUCUAUGAUUACACCGGACAAGAAACAGAUGAGCUCUCCUUUAAAGCUGGCGAGGAGUUCCUGAAGACGGAGGAUGAGGACGACCAGGGGUGGUGCAGGGGGAUGAUGGACAGCGGCCGAGAGGGACUCUACCCCGCCAACUACGUAGAACUCGUCUAAUGACACACCACAGUACCGCACGCAGCAGAGAGAGGACGACACGCAGAGAAGAGAGAGGAAGAGAGAGAGAGAGAGAGAGAGAGGGAUGAAGAGAUGGCAAGAAUGCGAAAAAAAAGACUUUUCUUUACAUUGUGGUACUUCAUUUCCGCGAGCGAUCGUCUAUGUAUGUGUGUUUGUGAAACCGUUGAUGUUUACUUGUGCAAACGGCUCCACUGAAGGUAAUGAGCAUGUGAUCUGUCACGUAGGGUGGGCUUGUGGGAGCAGUGUUGCCAGAUGUGUCUGAUAAAAACCCGCCCAAAAGGUUCUCAAAAACCGCCAAAAUGUGCUAAAUUCCGCCCAAUUUCAACAAAUUGCAUUGAUUUCUACGGGCACAAAACUGCAGGGAAAAAAAACGCCAAAUCGCCAAUUUUUCCCGUAGACGGCCAUCUUAAGUAACCCAAUUGGGCAGGUAACCGCCCAAUCUGGCAACAUUGUGUGGGAGUGCUAAUGAUUAUAUGGUAUGCCACUUAGUCAUCACGGUAACAUAGUGACCCAAGCCACUCAUGCAUGUAUUCACACGACAUACAGUAUAAAUACGCCCCUUUCCCCUACACACACAAACAAAUACCCUAUAUUUACGCCUAUGUAUGCUGUACAAAGCUGCAAACUACACCUGUCCUGUACCAACACACACACACACACACACACACACACACACACACACACACACACACACACACACACACACACACACACACACACACACACACACACACACACACACACACACACAGGAUGUUGUGUUGUUUACUCACUCUUCAUUCCAUGUUGCUAUUAAUAUCGUACUGCAUUAAUGCAUGGGUGCACAGCACAGGGAUGGAAGAGAGCUCAUUGUGACACAAGUCUAAACCACUCUUAAAGUUAACACAAGUCUAAACCACUCUUAAAGUAAAAUGUUUACCUAUUGUACCUAGCUGACCUUAUACGACAUUCAGGUGAUUGUGUGUCCGAAGGAUGCCCAAUCUUGUGCCAAUUUCACUUUCAAUGGUCUCACAGAGACAGUGGUUACAGAUUAUGUAAUUAUUGAAGGAACAGAGAUGAGUUCAAAACCAUUUAGAGAAUUAAUCGCAUAGCAUGUGUACAUUAAUGUUGUUUCUUUUCUCAUGUCAUGGGGGGAAAACGCUCUGCUGUGUUGCACAAUCUAAGAGGCAACGGUUGUGAAACUGCAACUUUUUAAAUCACCACUAGAUGCCACUAAAGUUCGAUUGCUGUCAGGGCCUUAUCAAACAUCUUCUAGUAGAGUAAGAUACAGAGUGCGUUCCAAUAUGCGGCCUUGCCUCCUCCACUUGUGCUUGUGGCCUCGCCCCGCCUCCUGGCCCCUCCUCCGUGGAGAAAGCAAUAACGUUUUCCCAGCUGUUAGCCUAGCCACAACAACUUUUGAGGGACUGUUCAUUCACCAUCCCAAUUGCAAAUGAGAAAAAGACUUUACAAUUGAGCUUUUGCAAGAUAUUGAAAUAUAAUGCUGUUGUCAGUGAUGUCAUCAUGACAUAUUACUUCCUGGUACGAGGAGACAAGCACAAGUGGAGGAGGCAAGGUCGCAUAUUGUAACGCACUCAAUGAAUGGAGUUGGUGGGUAGCGCACGUCUUAUGCAAGCUGUCACCAAAUGCCACAGAAAGAGAAGAAGCACCAAGGACAACAACGUCUCCUUUGGAGACCGAACUUUAGAACACUCCUUUGUAAAUGAAUUGGGUGGGCGGAGUUUGAUUUGUCUUACUCUACUAGAUGUUUGGCCUUAUUUUUUGAAGUUCUAUCGCUGCCAGGGCCUUACAUAUUUUGUUGGAAGCGAGACGCAGCCUGACAAAACUAUUUUAUUCUUUGGCUCUCUGAUGUUAUCUAUCUGUUUGUUCGUGCUCCUUUUGACUUAAUGGUAGUGUACUGUAUAUGAUUUUUUUUUUUGUACAUUCAGUUUUACACAAUUCUACGUUUUACACCAUGACAAGACGUCACUCAGCUGUUAGUAGAGAUGUCGUUGUCAGUUUUGAGUAUUCAGCUGUUCAGUUUUCAAAUGGAUUUCGUAAUAUAUUUCCACUACAGAUGUGUAGGUUAAUAGUAUGUAUUGCAUGACUCUAUGCUGGCAUCGUUUAAUGCACCCACUGCUAUUUUUGUCUAUGAGUUUCACAAUGAGAGAAAAAAAAUAGCCUCAAUACCAAAGACUUUUUUUUUCUUAUGGCUUCUAUUCUGCGGGGCCUCAGUCCGUUGAUGCCAUGGGUGUGAGCAGUUUGAGGGAGCUCUCCUUACAGCGAAUCAUCACGCUAGUCAUCACCCAGCAGUGUUCUCUCUCUCUCUUUCUCUCUCUCUUCCUCUCUCUUUCUUUCUUUCUUUCUUUCUUUCUCUCUCUCUCUCUCUCUUUCUUUCUUUCUUUCUUUCUUUCUUUCUUUCUUU